GCCAUCAAGAGCGACGAAAAUAGAUGUCGGCGGUGUAUGCCCAGUGUCUCUUUACUAACAGUAAACGAGACGUUAGGCUGUUAAUAUUGAGUGAGUUAGUUCCAUCACAUUGCUUAAAGGCAGAAGCAAGGAAGGAGAGGCUGCCAUUUACUUCAGCAUCAGGAUGGAUAUGAAACAGAACAUGUGUGACAUUAAUACCAUGGAGAUAAUGACUGUAACGAUUAAGGAGGAGCACUGUGAAUGGGAGUCUGUCCACUCCGAACAGGAGAGUCUCAGCGUUACGGAUGAGGAUUAUGAACAGGUGACUGUGGGCAUUAAAGAGGAGGCCGAGGAGAUGUCAGUCACCACUGAGAUAAAGACUGAGGAACCUUCUCCUGUUAGAACUCUGAAAGAUCAGCCAUCACCUUCAAAGCAGUCUGGAGAAACAUUCCUAUCUGGAUCAGAGAUUUUGAAGCCAGCCACUUUACACAGGGGUUCUCUACCUGCUUUGGAUCUAACCAGAACAAAUAAAAGGAGCGUUCAACAACAGAUGGACGAUAAAAACGUAUCUGCUUUGUCUGUGUUACAAAAGGGGAAGAAAAAAUGUAAACCUAAUGAUAAGCAGGAGAGUCGUCCAAGAAAGAAGCCACAUUGCUGCACUGAAUGUGGUAAACGCUUCUGCUGCAGUAGCCUGCUUGAGAAUCACAAAAGAGUUCACACUGGAGAGAAGCCAUAUUGCUGUUCGGAAUGCGGCAAGCAAUUCUCACAAAUGAGCCAUCUUCGGACACACAAAAGAAUUCACACUGGAGAGAAGCCAUAUUGUUGUUCAGAAUGUGGCAAACGAUUCUUACAAAUGAGCUAUCUUCGCAGCCAUGCAAGAACUCACACUGGAGAGAAGCCAUAUUGUUGUACUGAAUGUGGCCAGCAAUUUGGUCAUAGUAGCAGUCUUCAAACACACUCAAGAAUUCAUACUGGAGAGAAGCCGUAUUCCUGUCCUGAAUGUGGCAAGAAAUUCUCACAAAUAGGCAAUCUUCAGGCCCACCAAACAAUCCACACUGGUGAGAAGCCAUAUUGUUGUUCUGAAUGUGGAAAAGAAUUCUCAAGAAAAGUGAAUCUUAAGAAACACAGAAGAAUUCACACUGGAGAAAGACCAUAUUGCUGUUCUGAAUGUGACAAACGAUUCUACAGUAGCAGCAGCCUUCGGAGACACACAAGGAUUCAUAGUGGAGAGAGGCCAUUUUCCUGUGCAGAAUGUGGAAAACGAUUCUCUAGAAGCAGUCAUCUUCAACAACACACUAGAAUUCAUACUAGGGAGAUGCAAAAAUAGAAAAAGAAAACCAUUCAAGAGAUAGGUGCCAAUUCUGCCAAACAGAGAUGGAAAUAGUUUCUCGUCUGGUUUAAACAAGCAGAGGUCAACAAAACUGAAAAUAUGCAAAAAUAUGUGAUAGCACCAGAGAUGUAUUUGCACCACACUCCAGCCUGGCAAACAGAAAAUGAAGAGGUGUUAGUCACAUGGGACAUACUAAUACCAACUGACAGAAAAAUAGAUGCUCAGAAUCUAGACAUGGUCAUUAAAGAAAGACAAUCCUUUAAAGCCUGGAUCAUUCGGUCUGAAGUGACAGAUCAGUGCUUUGAAAAGAAAGGCAUAAAAUAACCAGUUACCAAAAAAUGCAAUCUGAGAUGAGCCAGAUGCAGAAUAAAACAACUACCAAUGGUCUUGGGGUAGCAACAGGCCUUAAAUAUAGAUUCAGGCACAUCUGAAUGCCUUCCCAAUUUCUAUCACUCCAUAUGAACCAAAGAAGGAGGCACUAUGAGAGACAAUACAAGUGCCAUGCUGAGCCCUGGCAGCAAAUCCAAGAGAACAACAGCAGCAAAAAUCACUUCAGGACUCAAGAGCGAGGGUCACGCCUGUCCUGAAAAUAAGCAAACCAAGCUGAGUGUUGAGAAAUGAACCUAGAGAGAAGUCAUGAUCAGAGGACUAGCAGAAAGAAACUUCAAGCUUCAUCUUGACUAAAUUACUGUAACUCUGUAUCGGUGUAUUUGGACUUCUGAGUUGUGCAAAAAAAAAAA
Messenger RNA from Polypterus senegalus (gray bichir), 2049 nucleotides. Its product is annotated as zinc finger protein 239-like. Gene Ontology annotation, biological process: regulation of transcription by RNA polymerase II. The transcript is spliced from 3 exons. Gene Ontology annotation, molecular function: RNA polymerase II cis-regulatory region sequence-specific DNA binding; DNA-binding transcription factor activity, RNA polymerase II-specific. Gene Ontology annotation, cellular component: PcG protein complex; transcription regulator complex. The record is from RefSeq and is a predicted model, not a curated record. NCBI's taxonomy places the organism in Eukaryota, Metazoa, Chordata, Cladistia, Polypteriformes, Polypteridae. Bases 164 to 1306 code for a protein of 380 amino acids.